This is a messenger RNA of Alligator mississippiensis (American alligator), 1605 nucleotides long. It is a transcript of the gene POC1A, whose product is annotated as POC1 centriolar protein A. The record is from RefSeq and is a predicted model, not a curated record. Gene Ontology annotation, cellular component: ciliary basal body; centriole. The coding region runs from base 313 to 1419 and encodes 368 amino acids. Gene Ontology annotation, molecular function: protein binding. Lineage: Eukaryota; Metazoa; Chordata; Crocodylia; Alligatoridae. The transcript is spliced from 11 exons. Gene Ontology annotation, biological process: cilium assembly.
CCGCCAGUCUCAGGGAAGCGCUAGCUUGCACUUCAAGAGGCAAAACUGUUGUAGGCGUUAUUGAAAAACACCAGGAACUACUUAUGAAAGUUGUGUAGGACCAGGCUAAAAUAUAUGCUUUGUUAGUUGGUCUUCAGUGUCUGAUGUUGUGUGUGUUAUUGUCAAUACAAGUGAUCUGAGGUAUUGGGAUUCUAGCCAAUCCUGCCGUUAUUUCUGGAGGAUCCAUCCUUGGAGAGACAUUUUAAAGGCCAUCGAGAUGCCAUCACAGGAGUGGAUUUCAGUCUUAAUAAGAAACAAUUGGCAAGUGGUUCUAUGGAUUCAUGUUUAAUGAUCUGGAGCAUGAGACCCCAAAUGAGAGCCUAUCGCUUUGUGGGUCACAAAGGUGCAGUGAUGUGCGUUCAGUUUUCACCUUCUGGCCAUCUGGUGGCAUCAGGCUCCAGAGACAAAACAGUUCGUUUGUGGGUUCCAAGCAUCAAAGGGGAAUCUACUGUCUUCAAGGCUCACACGGCAACUGUAAGAAGCGUUCACUUUUCCAGUGAUGGCCAGUUUUUAGUUACAGCUUCUGAUGACAAAACUGUCAAAGUUUGGACACUUCACAGACAAAAAUUUCUUUUCUCACUGAACCAGCACAUAAACUGGGUUCGCUGUGCUAAAUUCUCUCCUGAUGGAUGCCUAAUAGUAUCUGCUAGUGAUGAUAAAACUGUCAAACUCUGGGAUAAGACCAGCAGAGAAUGUAUACAUUCUUUUUGUGAGCAUGGGGGGUUUGUGAAUCAUGUGGAUUUUCAUCCAAGUGGUACGUGCAUUGCUGCAGCUGGUACAGACAACACAGUGAAAGUGUGGGAUGUUAGGAUGAAUAGACUUCUACAGCAUUAUCAAGUGCACAGUGCUGUGGUAAACUCUCUUUCCUUUCACCCAUCUGGAAACUACCUGAUUACUGCCUCCAAUGAUUCAACUCUGAAAGUUUUGGACUUAUUAGAAGGAAGGCUGUUGUACACUCUUCAUGGUCACCAGGGGCCAGCUACCUGUGUUGCCUUUUCAAGGACUGGGGAUUUUUUUGCAUCUGGAGGUUCUGAUGAACAGGUGAUGGUAUGGAAGACUAACUUUGAUGCCACUGAUUAUGGGGAUGUAUUGAAAACUCAAAAGCACGGUACCAACAUAAAUGGAACUCUUCACAGUCUGAAAUCAGAAAUGGUUUGUGGUGAUCCUCCAAAGAAAAUUAAAACUCAAGAAUCUGCCAAGAACCAGCAGUGGCAAGAGGAAGGGAGUGGUCUUGCAAAUACCCUUGAGCACAUUGUGGGACAGUUAGAUGUUCUAACCCAGACUGUUUCCAUUCUAGAACAGAGACUGACGCUAACAGAAGACAAACUGAAGGAGUGUCUUGAGAAUCAGCAGAAGAUCAUUCAAAAUAAAAUGAAUUAAUUAAGCGGUAGCCAGUAAAGCUGAAAUUGUUUGUUUUUUAAAUUUGUGUUUGACAUUUUUUGUGUGAAUGCAUUUAACAUAGGACAUUUCUUAUUUUUUGGAAUGCACAAUUAUUGGUAUCUGUAAAAAUAUGCAAUUUUAUUACUUUAAGAAUAAAAUCCUCUUUUUAUUUUACUAAAUACAAAA